CUCUCUGCUCGACUCCUCUCUCGCUCUUGGCCCUGCUCUCGCACGCCUAGCCUUGCUGCUCGUGACCGCUGCCCUCCGGUCGACCCUCGCCGCUCGCCUCUCGACGCUUAGUCUCGAGCCCCCACUGCCUAACCGCCCUUUCUUGCGGUCGACGCUCAGUCCCCACGUUGUCUUCCAGGAAGACUUUUCUCGCUCGUCGCCGUAAGAAGCCCCUGUUCUUUGCACACGAAAACGAGGGCUUUAGCAGAACCAUAAAGGGAAUCAGUCGGGGCUCUUUCCUCUUGUGGCGAAGGUUCUCGUCGCUGUUGCCAUUCGCUGUACUCUCUCUGUGUCUCUAACACUCAGCGGCGUCCUCUCACGCAUCGGAGAGAGAAUGUCUUCCCUGAGGAAUGCGAUCAGUCGGCGCGCUCACAAGGAACGACCUCAGCCACAAUCAAGGAAAAAGUUUGGGCUUCUCGAGAAGCACAAGGACUAUGUCGUCCGUGCGAGAGCCUUCCACAAGAAGGAGGAGGCUUUGCGGAAGCUCAAGGAGAAGGCGGCCUUCAGGAACCCAGAUGAGUUCUACUUUAAGAUGAUCAAAACUAAGACUGUCGAUGGAGUUCACAGACCAGAGAGUCAGGCAAAUAAAUACACCCCUGAAGAACUCAUGUUGAUGAAGACUCAAGACAUAGGAUAUAUACUUCAGAAGGUGCAGAGUGAGAAAAAGAAAAUCGAAAAGCUAACUGCCAUGCUGCAUUCUCUUGACGAUCGUCCAUCGAGCAAUCAUGUUUACUAUGCGGAAGACAGGGAGGAGGCGAAAGAGAUGCAAUCAUUGUCUUCUAAGAAUGGGAAAAUAUCUUUCGAGGAUAUUCCUGAUAAUAUAAAAAGGAAAACAGCUGCUUCAUACAGAGAGCUAGAGGCAAGAAAAAGUAGAGUAAAUGAUUUGGAGAAGAUAUACAUGGAUAUGUCGCUGCAGAAGGAAUUGCAGAAGAAGGGCAAAAAGCGAAAACUUCGUGCAGAUGAGACUGUCUGCCCCUCCUCAAAACCAGUAUACAAAUGGCGGUCAGAACGGAAGCGGUGAAAUGAAGCUUUUUCUCAACUUGAUGCUUCUCUUUGCGCAAGCAAUGGUUCUAAUGACUAUAUAUCUCUUCUACGAAACUUACCUGUUUGACAAUCCAGGUGGCAGAUGAACCAAUGUUAACCCGGGCCACAAAUUUUGACACAUGAUAUUUACUGUAAACCUUGAGUUCGAGUGCUUGUAUCGUUAAGUUAUUUGUUGAACAUAAUUGGUGAAAUCCAAGUUGGUCUAUUUUU
Messenger RNA from Rhodamnia argentea, 1293 nucleotides. Its product is annotated as probable U3 small nucleolar RNA-associated protein 11. Gene Ontology annotation, biological process: rRNA processing. The record is from RefSeq and is a predicted model, not a curated record. The transcript has 8 exons. Bases 374 to 1060 code for a protein of 228 amino acids. Lineage: Eukaryota; Viridiplantae; Streptophyta; Magnoliopsida; Myrtales; Myrtaceae. Gene Ontology annotation, cellular component: nucleolus; small-subunit processome.